Messenger RNA from Sporisorium graminicola, 7104 nucleotides. RefSeq lists its product as uncharacterized. The transcript has a single exon. NCBI's taxonomy places the organism in Eukaryota, Fungi, Basidiomycota, Ustilaginomycetes, Ustilaginales, Ustilaginaceae. The record is from RefSeq and is a predicted model, not a curated record. Bases 1 to 7104 code for a protein of 2367 amino acids. Gene Ontology annotation, cellular component: mitochondrion; cell cortex. Gene Ontology annotation, molecular function: phospholipid binding; tubulin binding. Gene Ontology annotation, biological process: establishment of mitochondrion localization; dynein-driven meiotic oscillatory nuclear movement; maintenance of protein location in cell cortex.
AUGGAUCCAUCAGGCCCGGACAGCAGCUCCGAGGGCCUCUUUGAAGGCAACCUCCCUCCCUCGCCAUCACCCGUCUCGAGGCUCAACUAUCCCGCUUCGCCUAAGGAGAUGCCCACAUCUUCGCAGCUUGCCUUCCGUCCGCCGCCUCGCCCAGGCUCCUCCAUGAGGAAGGGAAGGAAGAGCGACUUCAACACUCCCGCUCCUCCUCCGCUGCCCACCGCACCCAUGCCCACUUACGAACACAGACCGCUCACCGACGCCACCAACUUUGGCUCACACCACACUCGGCUCAGCGACUCCAACUUGCUUUCCUCACCUUCGCGUUCUACCUCGCGUUCUGCCACUUCGGGCCAGACCAGUCGUCCCUCUUCUCAGAACGGCAAGACGGUCGAUCUCACACGCUCCGUGCGCGAACGACUCCAAGUCUUGCGCGAGGAGAACGAGACCCAGGUCAACUCCGCUGGCCUUCUCGGCCAAGGCCUGCUCGGCCUGCGCACCAAGAUCGAAUCCCUUAUGGACGAGCUGGCCGAGGAGCUCAGCGCAGCCGAAGACCAUUCGGAAGACAGCCAUGGCGGCAAACAGGGUAAUGCCAGGAUCCGUGACCUCAGCGAAAGGAUCGAAGCCGAGAUCGAAGACCUCGAAACCCAAAAGCAAAAGCUCUUUUCCGACAUCACCGUCCACAGUGUCGACGUCGCCAACGGCAAUCUCGCAGACACAUCGGUCUUGAGCCUCUCCGAGACGCCUUCCAAAGCAAGCCGCGUCGCCGAUGCCAUUCGCAACCUCACCGCUACUCCGGGCAAGUCGCCUGCCGCGCCAACCGGGACCACGCCAAGACAGACAGACCGACGCAGCCGGAACGCAGCCGCACGCCAAGCAAAAGCCGACACGGACCUCAUCAACGAGAUCCAAGCAGGUCUCGUUCAGGAGGUGCGCCGCCUUCAAGGCCUGCUCAAGGAGCGCGACGACCAGCGCGUCUCGCUCGAACGCUCGCACGCCGAGCUCGAAAAGCAGCUCGACCAGUACAAGCCUCGCGUCAUCCAGAUGACGGAGACCGAAGACGCACUCAAGCAAGAGAACUGGGACCUCAACGUAUCCAAGCAGAAUCUCGAAGAGCAGCUCAGCGAGAUCAAGUCGACGCUCAAGAAAGCAGAGCUCGACAACCUGCGCCUUAACAAGGAGGUCGGCAAGGCGCGAGAGACGGUCGACUCGCAGCGACUUCAGAUCGAUGGCCAUGUCGCCGAGAUCGAGCGCCUCAACAAGACGCGCGAAACCGAGGUGGCCCUCGCCAGAAGAGAGCGUGCCGGCAUGCAGCGCGACGUUUCCGACCUUCAGAGCGAGCUGCAAAAGUUUCGCAACCAGCAGCUCCACGAGCACAGCGGUGUCUCCCGCAGCGUCUCGCACAGCUUCAUGUCGGACGCCGCCGCACAGGACGAAAAUGCCGAUGCCGAUGCUUUGGCCGCUAGGCUGCGAGCUGCUUCUGGCGAAGCUCCUCGCUCGCCAGGCGACUCGAUCUACUCGGCUGACGGCGCCAUUCUCUCGCCUCUAGGCAACCGUCUUGGACGCGACAAGGAGACGCAGGACCUGCGCGCCAAGCUCGCGCUUGCGCAGCGCAAGGCUGGUAAGGAUGCUGCCGAGAAGCGACGCGUACGCGGUAAGAACGCUGAGCUUGCCAAGCUGCUCGUCAAAGCCGGCGUCAAGGUGCCCCAGGGUCUUGACGACGAUGCCGAGACCAGCGAAGACGAAGAGCUGCACUGGCUCGAUGAGAAUGACGCUCACAGUCCGUCUGCCAAACGCCUCUCGCACAUCCGCGUCAGCCGUCCCGCGUCGAUGCGACCCCGACUUGGCCGCAAAAUGGGCAUGGUCUCGAGUAACUCGACCGACUCGAUCAUUGAGUAUGCAGAGUACGAAGACGAUUCGUACACAGGCACGCCGGCAGGUCCGGACGAUGCCUCGCCGUCGCGUGCCAGCCUUGACGGUAUGGACCCGGCAUUUGCCGAACUUGAUCGCGCAGACCCUGCCAAUACCAGCGUCGACAGCGCGGCAUCCCGCACCGCCCAUCGAGGCCACCGCUCUCGUCCCUCCAUCGGCAGCAGCCCGCUUGCCCGCAACGCUCUCUUGCCACAUGACUCCGACGAGCAGGAGAGUCCUUCGUCGCAGCGUGUUCUACCAAAGGGUGGACGACGUAGCGGUGCUACCGUACGACCGGCUUCGGCUGUCUUUGAGCCAAGCGCACUCGGCAGUGAGCUCGGUGGUCUGGCCGCGGAGCUCGAACCACACGCCAACGCUCCAGAGCUGUUCGAGGCUAGCAUGCAGACGGAUGACCUACCCGAUCUCGUCGGCCCAGCGCUGGCCAAGCGAGACGAGCAGCACAAGGCUGCGAUCUCGUCGCUUCACCAGGAGCACGCGAGCGCCAUCGAAGCACUCCACAACGAUUACGGUGCCAAGAUCUCGACGUUGCAGGGUCAGCAUGCUGUAGUCAUCGACAUGCUCAAGAAGAAGCACGAGAACGAGAUCGAUGCGCUCUCUGCCAGCCACGAGAAGAGCUUGACCGAGAAGGACGAGGGCCACUCUGCCGCUUUGGAAUCUGCUUUGGCCGAGCGCGCCAAGAUCCACGACGCGGCUGUUGCAGAGGCCCGUUCGCGCCAUUCGCGCGCGCUGGCCGAGCAAGUCGCCGCUUCAAGUGCUGCUCUGGCUGCGGCUGUGGCUUCGCACAAGACUUCGAGCGAGGACUUUGCGCGCAAGGUCAAGGAGGAGAAAGAGCUCAAGGAAAACUCGCACACCUUUGCCCUCUCUCAGAAGGAUCGCCAGAACAAGGAGAAGCUCGAUGCACUGGAGGCAUCGCACACUGUAGCUUUGCAGAGCUUGCGCAACGAACAUCAACAACUGCUUGCGAUCCGCGAAAAGGCGCUCGAGGAAGCCGAUGCUCAAUUGGCCGAGCGCGAAAAGGCGAGCAACGUCCUUGUUGCAUCGCAUGCUGCAGAAGUGGCUUCGCUGAAAGAGCAACAUCAAGAAGCGCUUACCCAGCAUGGCAAGGCCAUCAAGGAGCUGUCCGAUUCGCACACCUCGGCCGUGGCUGCUUUGCAAGAGCGUCACCGUCAGGAGGUGAGCAAGCACCAGGAUGCCAACAGGGACCUCGCUGCAAGCCACACUUCCGAGCUGGCUACGCUGCAAGACGGUCACCGCGCCAAGCUUGACGAGCACGACAAGUCGGUCAAGGCGCUGUCUGCGUCGCACGUUGCGGCUGUGGCUGCCCUUGAACAAGGUCAUCGCCAGGCACUCGCGACCCGCGAUGCCACGCUGGAGCACGCCAAGGAAGAGCUCGAGGCACGUAGAAAGGAGCUCGACGCCCGCAACCAGGAGCUUGCGACUCGAACCAAAGAGCUCGAGAGUGCCAAGGCAGAAAUCGACGAGCUGCAAAAGAGCAUCGCCUCGCUGCGUGCAGAGACGGACCAACUCAAGCAGCAGCUCGCCGAGCUUGCAAAGUCGCGUACGGCUGCCGAGCGCGAGCUUUCCGAGACGAAGUCAAACCUCGACAUGGUCAACGAAAAGGCGCGAAGGCAGGAGGAAACGGCUCGCGAGCUUUCUCGCCAGCGUGAAGCCGAGGCCACCGCUGCUGCAGCUGCUGUUGCUGCUCGAUCUGAGGCACUCACUGCCACGGAAGCGCAAAAGGAGCAGCUCGAGGCGGCUCACGCUGUCACGGUGGCUCAGAAGGAACGUCAGCACCAGGAUGCUGUCAAGGUGCUCGAGGACCGACAUGCCACCGCCGUGGCCUCGAUCCGUGCCGAACACAAGCAGGCACUUGAGAGUCGGGACGAGGCAGUACACAUGCACCAACAGCUCGUGGCCCAGAGAGAGAAGGAGCUGGACGCAAAGCGCAUCGAGCUGCAAAAGGCUCUUGCUCAAGUACAGUCGCUCGAACAGCAGCUGGUCGGCGAGCGAGAGAGAGCCUCCGAGGAGCAGCGCAACGAGGUCGACAAAGUGCAGUCUCAAGUCAAGGCGCUCGAGGAGAAGCUCGUCGCAGACAGAGAGCGUGCUGUCGAGCAGCAGCACAGCGAAGUCCAAAACAUGCAAGCGCAAGUGCGCCAGCUCGAAGAGCAGCUCGCCAGUGAACGAGGACUUGCGCUACAACAGCAGAGCACCGAGGUGCAAAAGGUGCAAGCUCGCGUCCAGUCGUUGGAGCAGCAGCUCGUCAGCGAGCGUCAACGUGCACUCGAAGAGCAGCGUAGCGAAGUUGCCAAGGUUCAUGUGCAAGUGCAGGCGCUCGAGCAGCAGAUUGCAAAGCUGCAAGACGACGCCAACAGCACGCAGCAGUCUCGCUUCCUGGCAGAGACGAACCUGAAGCAGGCUCAGACGGCCCACUCAGCUUUGCAGAAGCAGCACGAUGAGGUCAAGGCGACCGUUGCUUCGUUGCAAUCCAAGGUUCGUUAUCUUGAGUCGACGAUCACUGCACAGCGCUCGUCCACCGAACAGAACCGUCUUGCUUCGGACAAGGAGCUGCAGACGAUCCAGUCGGCGCUCAACACGGCGCAGAAGAAGGUACGUGAGCAGGAGGCCACAAUUGCAAAAGCCGAGGCCGCUGCCGCUGCUGCCCUCGCUGCUGCUGCCGCGGCUGAAACACAGCUUCUGGCCAAGAACGAAGCCGUCACGGACACCGAAAACGAAGGCGACGAUUUCAAGGACGCUGUCGAGGGGACGGAGGCUCCAGCCGCCGAAGCGGACGAAACUGUUGCACCCUCCAAAGCUCCUGCCGUCGAGAUGAAGGAGUCGUCUUGCCAGACCGACGACGAAGCGUGGCAGCUCUACCAGCAGCAGCGCCAACAGCAAGCCUUGGCUGAAGCAGCGCCGCUGCAGCCCACUCUCGAGAGCCUGGCUGCUCAGAACAACCUCGUCACUUUGGGCGGUGCGAACCGGGCUCGCGAUUCGGUAGGCACAUUUGGAGGUGAGCGAGCUUCCUCGCCCGCCACUGUGCUCUACGGUGCCGACGCCUUCAGCAGCCAGAGCCAGAGCCGCAGGCCAUCGGCCGACUCGACGUGGUCGCGUCACACGGAUAGGGCCGCGUCCGAGGCUGUUCCACCGGUGCCUCCAUUGCCGGACAAGACCAAAGCACCAAUCAUGUCGAUGCCGCCCCCUCCCUCGAUGCCUCCUCCGUCGUCGCUUAAGAGGAACCCAGCUCCUCCGCGGCCCACUUCGCCUCCUCCGGCCGACUUGCUCACGCGCGCCCAGCAGAUCCAUCUGCAGGUACCUCCUGGAUCCGGCGAACAUCCUCGUUCUGUCUCGCGAGCCUCUGGUCGUGGUGGACCGCCACCGAGCGCUUAUCCGUCCAGCAGCCGCGCCCGCCAGCAGAGCUCGGGCGCAGGCAGCCUGCGUUCGCGCACCUACUCGAAUGACUCGAACAACCCGCAGCCGCUGGAUGGUAGUAUCUACGCCAACUUGAAUUCGGGACGCAAGAGCAUCAGCUCGCGCAAGUCGGCGACUCGACGACCCGCUCCGGGACCGCGACAGUCGUCUGCCGCCUCAUUUGUGUCGGAUGUCACUUCCGAGGUCAGCCGCCGUCUGUCGAUGAUGUCGUCUGCUGCCUCGGACGCCGAUCCCGGUGACGAAACCUUCGUCGUCCGCGGACCAGGUGCUGCUGGCAAGGCGGGUCAACGCGGUCUUGCAGGCUUCGGCACCGACGCAACAGACCCUGCGAUUAUCCACGCCAUCACCCAGACCAUGAUUGGCGAGUACAUGUACAAGUACACGCGCAAAUCUAUGGGACGGGGCGGCCACUCGGACAAACGCCACCGACGCUACUUUUGGCUGCAUCCGUACACCAAGAUGCUGUACUGGACCAUCAGCGAUCCUGGUGGUGCCAAGGUGUCGGAAGGUACGAGCAAGAGUGCUCCGAUCGAGGGUGUGCGUGUGGUCGAGGACAGCAAUCCAUCGCCACCCGGCUUGCACGCCGAGAGCAUCAUCAUCACCACGGCUUCGCGCGAGGUCAAGAUCAGUGCACCUAACCGCGAGCGCCACGAAGCAUGGCUCGCUGCGCUCGAGUAUUUGGUGCAUCGCCCGACCAUUCAAGACGCAACGGUGAUUGCUAGCAACGCUGCUCCCGAAUUGAUGAGCGAUGCAGAGAACGACCCGACUCUGAUCACGCGCAGUGUGGGACGUCGGGCCAAACCUCGAGCCUCGGCGGCAACGCUUGGAAGCGCAUCAGUGACAGGAUCGCGAAAGCUGUCAGCACAGCGCAGCUUCCUGAACCGUCGCUCGUCCGAUCACGCUCUGCGAAACGAGUCGACGCCGCGUCGACGUGGCAGCAUUGGCGCACAGAGUGUGCGGUACCCUUCGUUGGGCAAGCGACGCGACGUUGCGGCCAAGGAGUGGCUACAGCAGCACGAGCACGAUCGGGAAAUGUCGGUCUCGAUGAGUCCAAGCCGCAGCGUGCGCAACGGUAUGUAUUCUGCCAGCGUCCGCAGUGGCGCCGAUGCGGAAGAGGACGAUUUUGAGUUGCUCGAUCUCACUGCCACUCAGUCGCCCAUCCGACGCGCGUUGGCCAACGACGAUCCGCGUCUGAAAACGGCCGAGGAGAUGCUCGAGGAGGAUGAGCCGGAGGGCUGGGACGGUCUCACCAACGUUCGCGCGUGCUGCGAUGGCAAGCACGAUGUUGGCUCGCUGGCUCAUCAACACUCCCACAACCACAGUCAGGCGGGAUCGGCCAGCGGCAGUCGCAAGUCCUCGCGUAUUCACCGUCGCGAGUCGAGCGGAGGAUCGCGCUUUUCGUCGAUUGGGCUCAAGUCAAAGCUGGACGCGGCGGUCAGGGCUGCUGAGGAACGCGAGCAUCAGCAACAGCAGCCGCCACCGGUGCCGCGUCUGCCUGCUUCGCUGCUGCCCAGCGGUACGCCGCUCGGAAUGAACAGGAUGAUGCUCGGUCAGGAGAGUGUUGAGGGCACGGCAUCGAGUCCUCCACCCACAGCAACCAGUGAGAGCACGACGGAUGAGCACGGCGUGCUGGCGAUGGGACGACCGGCUAGUGCCAUGUCAUCUUUGACCGGGCCGAGCUACGGACAGCGUGUGCAGCAGAUUCGAAAAGCUCGCCAGUCGGCGGGUAGCACCGGAGGGCGCUGA